Scylla paramamosain (green mud crab) is the source of this 5444-nucleotide messenger RNA. RefSeq lists its product as uncharacterized. Gene Ontology annotation, cellular component: nucleus. Gene Ontology annotation, molecular function: DNA-binding transcription factor activity, RNA polymerase II-specific; protein binding. Lineage: Eukaryota; Metazoa; Arthropoda; Malacostraca; Decapoda; Portunidae. Gene Ontology annotation, biological process: regulation of transcription by RNA polymerase II. The transcript has 8 exons. The record is from RefSeq and is a predicted model, not a curated record. Bases 326 to 5131 code for a protein of 1601 amino acids.
ACGAGCUUUGUUUACAGUGGAGGAGGCAGACGCAGACAUACCUACUGCUAGUGGUGCCCUAUCUGUCAAGUGAAUCCUGGGCCGGUCUGAGGAGGGUACCACGGAAACACCACAUGAACGAUGGGCAUUACCAAGGACAGACUUCUGUACAUCAGGCAGCUGCCAGGUCCUCAGAGCAAGAUUCAAUAGGAGUCUCUAGAAGGAGAAAGAAGGUGGAACUGGAGACUGAACCUACCAAGGGUUUUAAGAGAUAUUUCAUAUAAGUUGGAAUUUUGAUAAGUUGGCAAAGGCUGAGCCCUAUUAUGCCAAUUUAUAUAGAAGCAAGAUGGCAACAAAACAGAAACUCUCAAGAAAGCGGGGAAAUGAACACCUUAGAGACAUAACUAGCAACUUUAUUGAGGCAUCUGAAAUUACCAUUAGCAGAUCAAAAAGGAGAAAGAAUGGAAAUGGUGAAAUUAUUAACACUGGAAACCAAGAAGCUGUUGAGACACAAUUACAGCCAUAUGGUCAGAUAGCACCAUGUGAAUCCCAACAAAAAUGCUCUAAUAAGCACACUUAUUCAGAUGGUAAAAAAACAUUUUCCAUUAUUGAUGCCUCAAGCACAGAAAAAUGUGUAAGAAACAGAUACAAAAACACAUAUGCUUCUUUGAGUAAAACUGGAUUAUUGUCAAAUCAAAUAAAGACCAAGCAAUAUAUAGGUGCCAGUAAUGUAGUGCUUAUUAAAACCAAUAAGGAUGUUGAACAUCAGAGUGCUGGAGAAAAUGACAAAGGAAAAGAAAUACAACAAAUGGCGCCUGAUUCAGUAAACAUAUCACUGACUGUAUCAAAUAACAUACAAAUCACUGAUUCUGAAAAACUAAGUGAUAAUUGUACACAAGUUGUUGAUUCGAAUAGCAUACUUAAAAAUGAGAAUGGGUGUUUGAUUUAUGUUCAAAGCCCAAGUUUUCCAAAUGGCAAAACAAGAAGGACUAAUGCAGAAAGAAGUUGCCCAAAAACUGUGAAACCUCACCAGGUUGCAGAACCAGAAUGUUUCAAGGAAAAGUUCAAUACAUUAGAUUCAAUUAUCUCUACUGAAUUUUUGUCCCAUGUUAAUCAUUCACGAAGUCCAGUAUUAAAUCCAAUGGCUAAGGUAUCUGCAAUAUCUGCUACUUCAUCAGUGCCAACCCUGAGUGCCAGCACAUCAGCAAUAACAGCCAUUUCAACACCAAUCCCAACCUUCCCCAAGUUACCUGAUGUUUUUGGAGAUAUGUUGAAGGUUGAAGCUGAGUACCUUGGACGAACAACUUUGACUAGUGGAAGGAAGGAUGGCUGCUCAGGAAGCACACUACAGGAAAUGGGUAGUGAUGGCCGUGGUUGCAGUUCUGUUAAAAUAAGCAAACAAAAUCAUUGUUCCUCAGAGUCUUGCAGUCAAAAUGUUCAUCAUAACCAGCAAAUUGUCUUCCCCCUAAGAUGUACAGAUCCAUCCACAAGUGUUCCUUUGCCAGUGGUUGACAUCUUAAGUGAAGGUCAUAACUCAUACGUGAAAGAAGAAGACAGCAUAAGGCUAGCUAAUAACGUAUCAGGCACCAAGACAGGCAAGAUCCAUGCACUAGGAACAAUAAUGAGAAGUGCCAGCUCUGAGGACCCAAGCUUCUUGCAGGUUGACACUUGGGCUACACAUAUGCUGCAAAAUCUAGAGCUGCUGUACAAAAAUGAAAGCCAGUGUGAUUUCAUCCUUAAAUUUUGUGGAGGUGAAAUUCUUAAGGUACAUCGAACAAUCCUGCUGGCAUGUACAUCCCUUGUUUCUGAAGCUGAUGCUGUGCAGGGUGAGAAUGAAUUGGUGGUCCCUGCAGACCUUAAUUUUGCAAGUGUUGAACCAGUAAUUAGAUUUGUCUAUAGUGGCCGUUUGGAAAUUCAGAAGUCAAUUAAUGAGAUGAGUGCAAUUUAUGCUGCUGCAAAAAGACUUGAGGUAUCACUCCUGACACACAUAAUGGAUCAUCACUUUCCAUAUUUAUUUCCACCAUGUACCCAAAGUUUAACAUCACUGGGAGAUUGCAAAAAGCAAAUAGAAAACAAGGAACAGUUCUCAACAAAGAGCAUCAGUUCUGCCACUCUUUUAAGCAAGAACUUUCCUCAGAGCCCUCUCCGAGGCAAAUCUGCCACCAGCAAAAACACACCAGUAGCUACCUUGAUGGAAAAUGAGCAGGACUUUAAUUCAAAGACUUUCCAAGAUACUGACUAUUCUGAAAAAGUAGUCAUGGAAGAGUAUGAAACACCAGAUGCCUCAGUGUAUUAUUUAGUAACUAACUCAAGGAAUCAUUCUUACACUAGUAGUCCAGGAAGGUCAAAAAAAAUUACUGAAGAGGCCAGACCAACAAGAUUUCAACUUGAAGAGGACUCUGAGAAGCUUCCCUUGAAAGCUGCAGCAUGGAAGACCAGAAUCUCUUCAGCCUCAUCUCCUGAUGUAUCAUUGACACUUAAUACUUCAAAUCUUACUCAUACUCCUAUGUCUUCUCCAGCUUUGGUGGGUUGCACCAGUUCAGAAACUUGCUCUUUUACUACCUCUAGCCCAUCUCAAGUAUUCAAGAAAUAUUUGCCUUCAUCAGACAUUAAAGUGAAGAAAAAGAACCCUCAUUUGAUAAGUCAUGUAUCUCAUGAAGACCAAAUUAUAGAAUCCAUAAACAGUUCUAACCAAAACUUAGGAUUGGAUAAUGACAUAGAUGCUCCUAUUGAAUGUAAUGAGUAUGAUAGUGUGGCUGAUAUUCAUGAUGACCACCACACUAAAGAAAGUGAAUCCAGGAAACAAAAUGAUGAACUCUUGGAAAAAAUUUCAAGUAUUUGUAGGCAACUUGAAGAAAAAGAACCAAAUGAUGUAAAUGAAUUACAUGAGACAAAAAUCAGAGGAGAAAAAUCUGAUGAUAAAUUAAAUUUAUUAUCCACUAUCAAUAAGACAGACAGUAAAGAGGCAUCUUUAACAAAGGCCAAUCUUAUGUCUCAUGCAAUUAUACCUGUGAAAUCAAUUCUAAAGAAAAAUAAAAAUAAAUCACAUGUGAAUAAAGAAACAAAGCAUGUGUCUUUCCAGAUGGAUGAGAACAAUGAACUGAUCAAUGAGGUUGCCACAUUUUCUCUCUCUAAGGAACCUGCACAGUCAUUGAUUGAAGUACAGAAAACAAAAGGCAACACAAAGUCACGGAAUGACACACACUCACCCGUAAAACUGACCGUCUCCAUGAAGAAAAAGGUGUUGAUGAAUUUGGCCUUGAAUGAAUCUGAGACAAUUGGCUCAUCAAGUCUUCAGGUUAAAAGAUCCCAUGGUAAGAAAGGUGUUAGCUCUUCCAGUCAAGGUUAUAGUAAAAGUAAUGUAAAUAAGGGAGAUAUAACCAACCAUGCAAAAAUCAUAUCAGAAGUCUUAAAAAAAUAUCCUCAUUUAGUUAAAGAUAAAAAGAAGAUUCGUCUGAAAAUUCUUAAGAAAGGAAAUGAAAAGGAGGGAGGAGGAAAAAUGAAGUCUAAAGUUCAGUAUCUUGUGCUAAGUGAUGGGGACACUAAAUCAAAGUCAGUUACUAAAGCAUCCAAAACUUCUUCCCUCUCGAAACAUGACACAACCACUUCACAGACAGGACUCAGUCAGCGUUCUUUUGAGUGCCCUGAAUGUACCGACAUGACUUUUAAAAGUUACUUUUUGCUCAAGAAACAUGUUUUCCUUUCACACAAAGAUAAGAGUAAUGCUAUACUUUCUCGCACUGAAAAUGUUCCUUAUGCUUGUUAUAAAUGUUUUGCAAAUGAGCCUUUAGAAUUUGACAACUAUUAUACUUAUCAACAACACAUGGGAGAGGUACACAGUAAAACUGAGCUUCGAUUGUGUAAUAUAUGUGGGUUCAAACCUAGACGUAAAAUAGAAUUAGCUUAUCACCAACAUACACAGCAUAACAAGAUAUCCAAAAGUUUUUGUUUCCCAAAGUGUGACCUUUGUGAUCACAUAGCAAUAAACGAUGCUGCAUUGCUUAAACAUCGAUCACAACAUAGAAAUGCUGAUAAUUACACCUGCUCUGUGUGUGGCGUAAAAUUUUGUUCUUUUGGAGCUCUGCAGGGGCACAUGCAGACCAAGUUGUGUCAAACAAAACCUUCAGUGAGUCAUAAGUGUCCCCAUUGUCCAAUGACAUUUGCUCGCUCAUACAACCUCAAGGCACACUGCAAAUCCAGUCACAAGUCUUUACAGAUAUCAUCACAGUCCACAUCAGGAGCAAAAGAAAUGCAGUCUCAAGGCUUGACACCUCAUAGUACAGAGUCACAAGCUGAGGAAGCAGAAAGCAGCAUUGAUAUAAUGAAAACUAGUUCUAAUUCACAUAAUGGGAAAGACAGUACAGAUACUGAAGUUGAAUGUGAAACUUUGACUGUUGUUGAUGAUCAGUCAUCCUCUGAAGCUGAAGCUUUAUCAACCGUAGCAAGCAGCUUGGUAGCAUCCUUGAGAUUACCAGAAGACACUAUAAAUCAUUACAUGUACUCUCAAGAUAAUAAGAUGGACUAUUCAAAUACUGUGGAUGGAGCAAAGGUUGAACAAGUAAUAUCAAAGCCAGUGGGACUUUCUGUGCAUCUUGAGAUUCCAUCUGUCUCCGAAUAUCAAGAUCACUCACAAUGUUAUGAUAAACCAUACAAUGUUCAAACAUCAGUUCAAGAUAAUACCAGUAUAAGUUCCAUAUUUCCUAUCAGUGUAGUUCCAAAUGAAGUUCUUCCAAGUCUUGUGCCUGGACAUAUUGUCCCUAGUCAUAUCUUGCAGGCUGGAUGCAUGAACUCCACAAGUGCACCAGUUCUUGGAGCUGCUUCCCAGAACUGGACAUAUGUCACUUACCAAGUACCCUCCUCCAGUGAUGAUUUACCAGGUGUUUUCACAGAAACAACUUCCAUAAAUGCUUCUUCUGAGGAUCCUCACCAUAGCACCAACACAGAAAAUGUUUACCAUAGUACAAGUACAACCAGUGUGGAAAAUAUUGAAAUGAAUCCUUCAAAUAUUAGUUGUACUGCAAGUGCUCCCAAUAUGAAUGGAGAACAUACUACUGUGACUGUAACAGACACCCAGACAACCAGAAAUUUAAGUCAGACUUCAUCUCUUCCUGUGGCACACACUUAUGAUUCAUUAUCCUCUCAGUUUGUAUGAACAGAGAUGAGACUCAUUUCAAAGCAUCAUGCAGUAUUUUCAUCCUUAUGGUAAGAUAUAUGUCACAGUAUUUAGGCAUAUAACUGUAGACAUUGCUUUGUAAUCCAUGUGUAGUUUAUCUCCUUAUUAUCAGCUUCCAUCUUUUGAAUUUUCCUGAUAACAAAAUGAAUCUCAAAUUUCAAACUUCUUUUUAGUGAUGGACAACGUGAGGAAAGAAUGGUAGAAGUGUUAGAAGUCUCACUAUGAAUAGUGAAAUUUUGAGGCUGUACAUGACCAUUUCUGGAAUAUUAACUUGAUAAAAGACAAAAUCUUU